Enterobius vermicularis (human pinworm) is the source of this 546-nucleotide messenger RNA. NCBI's taxonomy places the organism in Eukaryota, Metazoa, Nematoda, Chromadorea, Rhabditida, Oxyuridae. The record is from the annotation of a GenBank genome assembly.
UUGUUUCAGAAAUUACGAAAAAAUAACAAUACAUUAUGGUGGCAAAAAUGUUGCAGUAAAGGUAUUUAUUUGACAGAUGUUUGUGUUCCCAGUCGUUGUUCCAAUUCCACCAUUCAACUGUGUUGUGUUCAAAAAUUUUUACAGGCUCGAUACAGAUGUUGCAACAAUGAAUCACAGAACGUAAUGCGUCCGACAGAUUCGUUCAGUAAAUGUUGCUACGAAAACUUUGUGGAUACUGAGAUGAAGAAGAAUGCGGAGGAGAGGAAAUGGAAGGCAAGAGAGGAGAAGGAGGGAGAGAGGGGAAGAGGUGAAAAUCAGGAUACUUGCUGCCCGCUAUCAGCGACAAAACGUUACUGGCCUUUAACUGCUGAACUAUGCCUACCGAAUGUCUCCGUCAAUUUGACAGAAAUCAAAAUUGAAGCUAAGAUUAGCGAUUCAGAACAAAUUGUUGUUAAUCUGGAUGAAGACCGAUCUUGGGACUAUAAAUGCACUUACGGCACUUCUGUUAUGCAGUUCAUCUAUUUACCAGACACUGAUAAAUUUUAA